AUGAUGAGUUCUCUGGAGCAGCCGCGAGUAUUGGAUGAGUCAUGGAAGGAUAAGCGGCAGCAUCGAACACAUAUUGGGCCGUGGAAGCUUGGCCGGACAUUGGGACAUGGGAGCACAGGCCGAGUUCGUCUUGCAAAACAUUCUGUUACAGGCCAAUUGGCCGCUGUAAAAAUUGUUCCUAAGAACCAGUCGUUAGAGUCAUCUAAGCUUUCUAAAAACAAAGACAUUGAAUCUAAUUUUUCGUAUGGAAUUGAACGUGAAGUGGUUAUUAUGAAGCUUAUAGAUCAUCCAAAUGUGAUGCGUUUAUAUGAUGUUUGGGAAAACAAAAAUGAGCUUUAUCUUAUUCUUGAAUAUAUUGAAGGAGGCGAAUUAUUUGAUUAUCUUGUUCAGAAAGGCAAGCUUGAAGAAAGAGAAGCGGUGGGAUAUUUUCGUCAAAUUAUUGCAGGAGUCGAUUAUUGUCAUAGGUUUAAUAUUUGCCAUCGUGAUUUGAAACCGGAAAAUUUAUUACUUGAUAAACAUCGUAAUAUAAAAAUUGCAGACUUUGGAAUGGCUGCGUUACAACCGUUUGAUCGUAUGCUUGAGACAUCGUGUGGGUCACCGCAUUACGCGUCGCCUGAGAUUGUAGCUGGUAAAAUAUAUCAUGGUGCACCGUCGGAUAUUUGGUCGUGUGGAAUUAUUCUUUUUGCACUUCUUACUGGGCAUCUUCCUUUUGAUGAUGAAAAUGUUCGUCAAUUGCUUCUUAAGGUUAAGGCAGGGCAAUUUGUAAUGCCUUCUAAAAUAUCAUCGGAAGGAAAGGAUCUUAUAUGGAGGAUGCUUGAUAUUAAUCCUCAUACUCGAAUUAAAAUGGCAGAUAUUUUAAAGCAUCCAUUCUUGUCAAAAUAUAAUCAUUUUGAUACUCUUUUGGAGAAUCCCUCUAAAAUGCCUAGUCUGGAUGAGUUGAAGCAUCCUGUUCAAAAAAGAGAUGAAAUUGAUACCGAGAUUUUGAAGAAUCUUCAGACUUUGUGGCGUAGUGUUAGUAAAGAAGUUAUUAUAAAUAAAUUGUUAAGUGAUGAGCGGAAUCCUGAGAAAACUUUUUAUUAUCUUUUGUUAAAAUAUCGAAAAGAACGAAUGAAGUAUUAUGAAAAUUAUGUUGAGUUUGUUAAUCGUUCUCGGGAAUCAUCUGCUUCUCAAAUUUCGAAAUUAGCAUCGUGUAACCAGAGACCGUUGUCUGUUCAUAAACAAUUAAAAGAAUCUGUAUCUCAACGUUCGAAGUUGUCGACUUCGAGUUCUCGGAAAAACCUUAAUAGGGUAUCUGGCAUUGUUGCUAAUUCUGUUCGUAAAAGGGGUGUUGAUUUUACUUAUGUUAAAAAAAAGAAUGAUUCCGUUUGUCUCGACUCUAAAAGUCUUUUACAAAAUAGCGGUAAUAUAUCAGGUAAAUGUGAUUCUGUCAACUUUUUUGCAGAAUUUGCUGCUGAGUGUGAGUUUGCUUUUAAUCAGCCUGUACUUCAUGAUUCUGAGUUAAAGAAUGAUAAUACUUUUUCUUCUAGAAAGUCUUCACUGAUACAUUGUUUUCAGCCAUUUCAUAUACAUCCUUCUAGUACAAUUUCUAAAGAGUUUGGAAGCAAUAAAAUGAUGCUUAAAAUUUAUGAAGAAAAUAAUGAAUUAACAACUUUCAAGAAAAAUAAUUCUAAGAUGCUGAAUGAUUUGAAUUCAUCUGAGGAUGCACAUUGUUCUAAGUAUUUUAUUGUUAAAGAUCAAUCAAGAUUGAGGGUAUCAAGUCUUCCAGAAUAUGUAGUGGGCAAAUAUAGAUCAGUUGAAAAAAGAGCUGUUAGUGCUCCAACAAAUUCUAUUGAUAUGACGCAAAAGAAAACUAAAGAGAAAAAAUGUGUAUUUUUUUGGAGAAAGAAGUCUGGUGCUGGUUCUUCACGUGUGGUUUAUCCAACAACUAUAUUUCGGAUAAUUUCAAAAAGAACCAAAAAUCAUGAAAAGGAAAAUAAAGUUUCUUGUGAAAAAACAGUUGAACCUGUAAUUCAGCAGUCUUUUUUUGCAAAAGUACUUAAUAUUAAGUCAAAUAUAAAGUCAUUGAGGACUAUAUUGCCUUUUCAACAUUUAUAUCAAGAAAUUGCUAAUAAUUUGAAAAAAUGGGAGCACCUUGGUAUUGGUAUUACAAAUGUACGUGAUAACAUUCAGUUAUAUACUGUUCAUGCUAAUAUUUCUAAUUGUAAUGGUAUUGCUUUUACACUUCUUGAAUUCUAUUUAAAGUCUAUAGCUAUGAAACUUAGAGCGAUAAAAUUUCGUGUUGAAGUAUCAGAACAAGGAAAUGGUAGUAUUGCACGUUUUUUUUUGGAAAAAGGAAUAAAUUCUUCAUUUCAACAGUUGGUAAAGGAAUUUGAGCUAAUAUUAGGAAAUAAGCAUGUUCUUGACCUUUCUGAUCGUAUUUUGAAAUAG
Messenger RNA from Pneumocystis jirovecii RU7, 2427 nucleotides. RefSeq lists its product as uncharacterized. NCBI's taxonomy places the organism in Eukaryota, Fungi, Ascomycota, Pneumocystomycetes, Pneumocystales, Pneumocystaceae. The record is from RefSeq and is a predicted model, not a curated record. Gene Ontology annotation, cellular component: cytoplasm. Gene Ontology annotation, molecular function: ATP binding; tau-protein kinase activity; protein serine/threonine kinase activity. The coding region runs from base 1 to 2427 and encodes 808 amino acids. The transcript has 6 exons. Gene Ontology annotation, biological process: protein phosphorylation; microtubule cytoskeleton organization; intracellular signal transduction.